AUGAACAAAGGAAACACACCCCCUCCAAUGAGAUUGAAUACAACCCCAGGCCUGCCUUGGAGGACUUACAGCCAGUGUGCCCGUGCCCUGGCUAUCCUGAUUGCUCAAAAUCAACCAACAGGCUCGGUCAAUCUGGUCAUCCCAAGCAGGGCCCUCACUCCAUUUGCUGCCUAUAGUUUGAACAGUGUGCUGCAAUAUCACUUGCCUGUGCACCAAGCUGGUGCUAACACCAACUGCAAGAUCCAGUUGGACCUUUGUUUGUCCAGCAAGGCCAAUGGACAAGAUACAACCCCUACAAAAUAUCAAGCCAUUUACAUAUGCUUUAGCACUACAACACCAAGGCGGUGCUAA
This is a messenger RNA of Melampsora larici-populina 98AG31, 351 nucleotides long. RefSeq lists its product as uncharacterized. The record is from RefSeq and is a predicted model, not a curated record. The transcript has 4 exons. Lineage: Eukaryota; Fungi; Basidiomycota; Pucciniomycetes; Pucciniales; Melampsoraceae. The coding region runs from base 1 to 351 and encodes 116 amino acids.